Lecanosticta acicola is the source of this 31320-nucleotide messenger RNA. Lineage: Eukaryota; Fungi; Ascomycota; Dothideomycetes; Mycosphaerellales; Mycosphaerellaceae. The record is from the annotation of a GenBank genome assembly.
AUGUCUUCAGGACAGAGCAAUGAUCGCAUUCCAAAUGGAUAUGGAUCUCACGCCAUGCCCCUAAGCAACGGCAUCAACAACAGUCAUGACGCCCCAACCAAAACAGAAGAAGAGAAGCAGAAGGAAAAGAAGAAGAAGAAGAAGACCCUCAUCCUCAACGCCUUUGUGGAAAUGUGUAAGUCCCAAUAUCAUUACCAUUACCAUUACCAUAUCCAUAUCUAUACCCACAUCCUCCCUCUCCCUCUCAAAUCCCAAAUCUCACAUCCCAACAAACCACCUCCAACACCAACACCAAUCCAGGCUCCGGCCACCAAUCCCCUGGCCUCUGGCGGCACCCGCGGGACCGAUCCUCCAACUUCAACACUCUCCCCCACUGGACCGCCCUCGCCCAACUGCUCGAACGGGGCGCCUUCCACGGCCUCUUCAUCGCCGACGUCCUCGGCGGCUACGACAUCUACCAAGGCCCGGGAAACCUGUCUCCGGCCAUCAAGUCCGGAGCCCAAUGGCCCGUCAACGAGCCCCUCUCCGUCGUCCCGGCCAUGGCGGCCGUGACGAGUAGUCUGUCCUUCGGCGUCACAAUUUCCACCUCCUACGAGCAGCCCUAUCACCUCGCCCGACGGCUGAGCACGGUGGAUCAUCUGACGCAGGGCAGGCUGGGCUGGAACGUCGUGACGGGCUACUUGGAUUCCGCCGCGCGCAAUCUGACAAACGGAGCGUCGCAACCCGCACACGACGAGCGGUACGCCAUGUGUGAGGAAUACAUGCAAGUCGUGUACAAGCUCUGGAAUUCUUCCUGGCGGAGCGAUGCGGUCCGACUCGAUCGGGAGCGAGGAAUCUAUACGGAUCCGAAUCUGGUGAGGGAGAUUCGGCACGAGGGGAAAUUCUUCACCGUUCCCGGGCCGCAUUUCUGUCAGCCGUCGCCGCAACGGACGCCGGUGAUUAUGCAGGCUGGGACGUCGAGGGCGGGCAAGGAGUUUGCGGCAAAGCAUGCGGAAGCGAUCUUUGUGUCGCAGCACUCUCCGAAGGCGGUGGCGGGGAGUAUCAAGGAUAUACGAGAGAGAGCGGAGGCGCUCGGGCGGGAUCCGGGGAGUAUCAAGGUGCUGGCGAAAUUCUGUCCGGUGCUUGGGAGGACGCAGGAGGAGGCGGACGCCAGAUAUCGUGAUUACGCUCAAUAUGGUGACGCUGAGGGGGCGUUGGCAUUGUUUGGUGGCUGGACGGGUGUGGAUAUGGCUCUGUAUGGGGACGACGAAGAGUUGCGAUAUGUGGAGUCAAAUGCCAUCAGGUCGUAUAUCGAAGGACUACUGAAGACGGCCCCGGACGUGAACGGCGGCAAGUGGACCAAGAAGACACUAGCACAGCACAUCGUGGUCGGCGGCUUGGGAGCAACGUGCGUGGGCACACCUGAGAAGGUGGCGGACGAGAUGGAGAGGUGGGUCGCAGAGGGAGGUGUAGAUGGUUUCAACAUCGUGAGUCGUCUCUCCGUUCGUUCGCAAGUCAUCUCCACGGCUGCUACUACUGGUUCUGCUCUUGGACUGCUCGCGAGUUUCAACAGCUGCAAUGGUGAGAGGAUGCUGACUCGGCAUAGGCAUACGCACUCAUGCCAGGGACAUUCGAAGACGUUGUCGAGCUUUUGAUACCCGAGCUGCGUCGAAGAGGCUUGUUCUGGGAGGAUUACUGUGUGCCGGGGGGAACGUACCGAGAGAAUCUGAAUGAGAAGGCGGGUCAGAAGGAGCCUCUACACGAUCAUCCCGCCGCGAAGAUGAUUUGGCGACCUGAGCGGAAGACGGGGGGAUUCGCGUUGAAUGGAGUGAAUGGAUGGCGAGGUAAUAGUCAAGGCCAGAUGGAUCUCGAAGACAGUCUAGACGAGGAAGAAGUGUUGGAUCCGACCACAAUGCAACUGGGAUAGUCAUCUCGAUUCCUCUCUCGCUCAGAGUGUAGCUCACGUUUCUUGGUGAUGUCCAGGCGAUGAGGACUCUCCAUGUCCCGCAGAGGCUCGACAGCGAUACGAGAUGGUCGAAGAAUGCCGACAUCCUUGGACCCCGAACAGGUGUGCGUGAUGUGAUGCUGUAGCUGCAACUGUCGUGUCUGGUGCGACUUUGUUGGCUGUGCCAUGGCGUGGUGCAGGUCGGAGUAUUUCUGCUGCAGAAGCAGGUAGCAUCAACAGCAGUGAUACUCCUUGCUUGAGUCGAGAAUAGCACAAGUAUUGUAGAGUUCGCUGGUCGAGUCGGCUGUCACGGCAAUCUCUACCCCGGCUAUCCAUCGCAGUGAUUCGAUUCUCGUGAUUCCGAUGAGAUAGACGUCAAGCCUCGCAGUCUGGAUAGCAUAGCAUAGCAUAGCAUCCACGCGCUGGCCAUGUGGUGGCAGUAGGAGGCGCGGACACGACCGUGAAGCCCGUCAUCCUGCACGUCUCCGAAUGCGGAUGGGGCCCUUGACGUCUUCAGGUCCGACGUCUUGUCCAACAGCCUCACCUCUCUGCAGGAUCUCACACUCGUCCAGUUGCCUCAGACGCCAGGCCCGAGCCCGGAUCGAAGGCAUCGCGUCUCGCCACUCCGCGAAUCCGAGUUCUGACAGCUCGUCGGCGGAAAGGGCGCGGGCGACGUCCGAGGGACAGAAGGUCUUGGGGGGGUGCCGCUUCUGGAGGAAGUCCAAGAGGCGACGUUGCAGGAUGUCUGCUGCAUCUUCUCCAUGUUCGGGCAUCGAAUGCGAGUCUGACGGCAGCGUACCAGCCCAGCGUACCAGCGCAGCGCAGCCCAGCGUAUGUGUUCGGUCUUCUUCCGGUCGGCCGGGCAAAGAUACGUACCUUUGCGCUUCUCGUCGCUACCAGCUCGAGAUGCACCGCAUGCAAAAGGAUACGACGGCGUGGGUGUGCAUGUGAAGGAGUGCGGUGCGGUGCGUGAAGAGUGCGGUGUUGGUGCUAGUUCUGGUGCUGGCAUGUGAAGGUGGAGAUUAUUAUUAAGAAUCUAACGGCAUUCCGUUGUCGCUGCCCGGCCGUUUCAGCGCUGGAAGGAGUCUAGGGCCAGUGGAAGGUGAAACGCCGGAGACGCGCACUUUCGGCCGGGGCGGUUGCGAGGAGUCGAGUACGUGAUCGGUGGAGCCUGAGGGAAUAAUAAUGGAACACACUGACACUGACACUGACACUGACACUGACAUUGUUGACACUGAGCCUGACACGGACACUGAGACGGAGACUCAGACGGACCACACGAAAGGUCUCGAGCAUCCCGAACCAGAGAUGGUCCCGAUCUCGACGCUUCAACCACGGUCAAUUCUUCCCUCUUAUUAUUAUUAUUAUUAUUAAAUACAAAUACCCAUACCAGAGAGAGCAUAGGUUUGUGAUUCGGGCUGCUGCACCCGCCACACGCCAUCUUUCAUUUGGUUGCAGCACGAGGGGCCUAUUAAUAGCCGGGUCACAGGUCACGGGUCACCGUCACCCAACUCUGCUCUUCUAUACUGACGCUCCAAACAACGCCUCACAACAACCGCGGCGGCGGCGCCUGCCCGGCUGUAAUCCUCUCCCCUGCCUCCUCGCCCAAUAUACUACCCUAUCCUCUCUCCUCCCCUACCCGAUCAUUAUACACAGCCAUACACAAUCGUACACAACCAUACCGUACACAAGCAUACACCGAACGGGACGAGACACCGUCUACGUCGAUCACGUCUACAACGGUCACGUACACACACAGCUGGUCUGACGAGAGUGCGAACGCGAGAGCGAGAGCGGAGGAAGUCGUCGUCGACUCUUCACGAAGCAGGAGGAGUGGAGGAGGCAGGAAGGAAGAAAGGAAGAAGGGAAGAAGGGAAGGGAGGAGGAAGCAGCAUGGCGGAGGUCAUGGCACCACCGUCCGACUCCUCCAGUGCGACGACACAUGCGUCGGGACGAGGUGCGACGGCAACCACAACCACAACCAUAACAAUACCUCAUCCUGCGUCCUCAUCGUUGUCGCCCGAUCCUCAGCCCGCCGAGCCGGCGCACAACGAAGCCGUCCCGCGCACGCGACACCGCGACCAGCAAUCACAGGAGCGCAUACCGUCCUUCGCCGAGAGCAGAAUGUCCUCCUCCUCGCGAAGGUCCCAACCGCAGUCCGCCCUCGUUGCCCAGCAAUCGAGCCUGUCCUACACCCUCGUCCGUGACUUCGCCUAUCCCGAUUUCCAUCCCAUGCAUUUUGGCGGUCCGCCUGAAGAUCGCGGCGGCGCAAGCACUCCCGGGUCCGAGUGGAACGCCGGACGAAGAGCAUCGGAUUCACUCGAGGCGGGCGCCGGUCGGGGACACUGCAGCGCUGGUCCAUGGGGAGGGGACGGCGCAUUAUACGGAGAGCCUGGUGGACAAGAUCUGGAGGGAGAGCCUCUGCCCAGCACGAGUUUUGGGAGUGGAGCAGCGGGCGACGACUGGGCCGACGACGAGACGAGUUUCAGGAAGAGUAAGCAUCGGAAGAGCAGGAGCUUUGCAGACGUACCGAAUUACGAAAGAGGUCGGAGGCGGGAAAGCGGCGGUGGGAACAGGACAUCGGAGUAUCUGGCUCCCGGAGGAUCAGAUCCAGCAGGUCGCGAUGCAUUGAGGCAGAGUCGUGGCUUCCAGGAAAAUGGAGACCGGGGGAGGAGAGACUCCCAUCUCGCUACCACCUUACCAAGCCGAAGCUUCCAUACCAGUCAACCGGUGGACCCAGACGACGAGCAGAUUCCUCUGGAUGCCGAACCGUCGAACCACUCGCCGCAAAGAGAGAGCAUCGGCCCGGAAGACGAGGAGCUGUUUGCGGGACCUUCUCUGGCACUGUAUAGUUUCGAGCCGGAGAACGACAACGAGUUGCGACUCACCGAAGGGCAGACGAUUCUGGUUGCAUAUCGGCAUGGACAAGGGUGGCUGGUUGCCGAGAAUCCGCAGACCGGAGAGCAAGGAUUGGUGCCGGAGCAGUACGUCAGACUGCUGAGGGAUAUCGAGGGCUGGGAUGAAGAACGGGGCGGCUUCAUCGAUGAGGACGACGAGGUGGAAAGUGUGGACAACGGGCUUGAUGCGGUGCACAUCAGCGGACAAGACCAUUCGAACGACCAUCGGGCCCCCGACCACACGCUUCCAGCCGACAAGGACCUCAACUACGAGACAGAGGUAAAGCUUACCAGAGCCCAGCCGAACAAGUGAAGACAUCUCAGCCUACCUUGGACGUCAGAACUCGCACAGUUGCUGUUGCUAUCCCAUGCUACCCAAGUCAAGAAUGCCUGGGCAUGGGGUCGCUCUGCCCGUCGGCGAAUGAGCACCCCAGCUUCUACUCGCCAUGCCUCCUUCUCACCAUACUCGGACAUCGUCCGAGAUAUCACUGCUCAAAGGGUGAACGGAAGGCGCUUGUGGGAAGCCCGGUACAGGAUUCCGAUCCUUACAGUCCAGGCGAUGUGGCUUCGUAUCGUAUCUGGAUCCGUCCAAUGUAAACGGUCGGCGGCUCAGGAGCCCUCUUGACCUCACCACAUGCUUUCAGCAGACCGAAUGGAGCCCUCCCGAAGGCGACGAAGAUGUCGAGAUUUGCGACGCAGAUACCUCAUGUAUGAUCCGGCCGAGGCGGCUGAAGGAAUACCCAAUGUGCGAGAUAUGAGAAGAAAUAGUUUUCUGAUAGAAUCCCCCAAGCUGUGCUAACUCCACCCGACACAGGUUUUUGUGUCCUGACCGCCGCCAAUUUCUCACUUUUUUCUUAUCCUCCUCUACGCACUCACACAUUCCAAAUGCCACAACAUGCGGCGCGCAUGCCGGGACGAUCCCCGACGGCCGCUUGGUAGCGCAUCAAGGUCUGCCUUAACGGAAGAGGUAGGUGGAACAGCGACAGCGAACGGCGACGACGAUGAUGACACGUUCCUGGUGGUGAAGCAUCUUACACCACAGCCCCCUUUCUUCUCCUUCAGAAUCCCUCCCGCCUACGUGGCACCACACAACAUGCUGUUCUUUCCUUUGGGGUGCGAAUUUUCUCGGCAGGCUUCAUUCAACAUUCAACAUUCAACAUUCAACAUUGCCAUUUCCGGUCUUGUAAGCCAGUUUGCCAAGAAGGGGGACAAGGGGCUAGAAUAUCACCAAGCAUCCAAGCAUUAUUGUUGAUGGGUGUUUAUUGGCACCCUUGUUCUGGGUGUGCGCGCGUCGGGGCUCACUCACUUAUUAUUAUACCUAUGGACAAAUCUCUACUCGUGGACUUUGUUUUCUUUUGAGACGAGAUGAACGAUGCACAGUGAUGACCUCUUUUUUUCUUCGUGGUCGUAGUGCGAAGACAAGAAGAAGAAAGAUAGAUUGUGGGAUUCCCGGGCGUGGAGGAAUCUUUUGCGAGGCAAUGUAGGCACUUGGAUGGAUGAAUGGGAGGAGAUCUGAAUGUUUUGAUGAUAUGCGCUGCUCUUGUGCCAAAGGGAAAAAGGACACCGAUAGCGGGAUUUGCAUCUCCGACAACAUGGCGAACGAAGAGACCUGCGCUUUCCUUCGACGACCACCACCACCACCAGCUCAGCUUCUCCUCAACCUACAUACAGCCUAUUCCACUACAUAUCGGCGCUCUCUUCAUCUUUCCUGGCGUUCCCUUCCGAGACCGCACCUCCCUCUUUCUCGCUAUUCGGGUCCCACAAUUCCAUAUUGAAGCAUGAAAGCUAUCUGCGCGGGACUUGAGACUUACACUACCUCUCAUAGACGUCCUCGGGAAGGAGGUUCUCGCCGAUGAGAGUUGGAAAAUUCUAAGGGAGAGGAGGAGGAGUGUGGGUGGUUUUAGGGAGGCGUUUGGUAUGAGUCUUCCGGGUGCUUGGGUAAAGUGGUUCUGUCUAUGCGGGAGAAUGAUUAUUGGGUUGAUAAUUAAGACUGGGCGCAAGGGGGGAUGAGUUGCUUCUUGGUUUGUGCUGUUGUUGUCAGGCGGUGUUCUGACGGUGAAGUUAGAGGAAGAGAAAGGCGGGGACUAAUAGGCACAGGGCAGUUGAAGGCUACGAGAUGGGAGAUUUCCAGAUGUAAUUGACAAAUUCAUCGUUGGCCCUAUUACACAUUCCUUGCCCCCGGAAGUUACGCGCUUCGUUUUAUACGGACAACUCUCCUACGCCCUUCACUACCUCCUCCUCUAGCACACAGCCCACUUUGCUGCAGAAUAAUGCAAAAUACUCAAGAUCACAUCAACGUCCUCGUGCACAACUUAUGCAGGCCACGAGGACUUCCUCUCUUGGUCACCGACAUCAUUGCGAGCUACCUCGACAAGUCCGUCUUUCACACACUGAGCAAGGUGUCCAAGAAAUUGAAUGAGUAUGCGAUCCCACUCAUUUACCAGGACAUCAAACUCGAUUUUGGCAGAUCUGCGGACUGUGGACGCAAAACGGCUCUGCUUCUUCGGACCUUGCUCACCAACACGCCGGCGGCUAAAAGCGUCCGAACGCUCGUGUUGAGUGGUGAUCUGCUGCUGUCAUGGAAGGAAGGCACUACUCCAGCAAAUAAUCCCGCUGAAACAGUCAUGGAGCUACCUGCUUUCACACCGCGGGAGAUGGAAUCACAAUGCAAGUUGACAGACACUUGCUUCACGACGAUUCAAUCAUUGCCAAUCCAAGUCGCUUUGCCGAAGCUGUGCUUGAACAUCAUCAGCUUGUGCUCUCGACUCGAGGACCUAAGCAUUAGCUCUGUUUACCUUCGAUUUCCCGAAAUUACCGAUACGUUGGAAGCCAUGGCCAAGACUGGAGACUUCGGAAGCUUGAAGAACUUGCAGACUUGCCGUUUAUGCUUCGACUUGUUGACCGAGCACCCUCAGGAGCAAUUCGAUAUAUUCCAGGCCUAGGACCAUGCGGCGCUCAUGCCGUUGUCGGCACCAAACAUCGAAGCGCUAUCGGCCGCCAUGACUUUGGCUCCAGGGAUCACCAAUGGUUUACGUGCGACCUCGAUCACAAGUCUGACUCUCCACCACUGCCAGGAGCAAGAGGCCGCCUUGGACGACUUGUUCUCUGCAAUGCCCAAGCUCCGGUACCUCGAGUACCUGGCUUCGGUAAAUACAGGCUGGUGGCGUAACUCACGUCGGAGUAAUCCUUAUGAUCGACCGGACAUUGGGCUAGAACUGCUCUACAGGUCCCUUCACCAACUGAAGGAUACCUUAGAGGAACUUGUUGCUGGCCAGGCAUACAUAUGUGCCAAUGAGUACUUCGAGCAGGGUGACCUCGAACGUGAUCAUGGACUGCCGGACCGACAUCUCAAUAACUUGUCGAUCAUGGGACGCCUGCAUACUCUAUCGAUACCGUACAUGUCGCUUCUUGGCCGCGAAGACAAGGAUGCCUCAAGAUAUGACUGGCAUGCCACUCUUCCCAGAUCAUUGCGGUCGCUAACUUUGACUGAUCAUCUGGCUGAGAACGGCUGCAACUACCAGCCUACAUGGGACGACGCGAGCUUGUUGCCAGUCUUCACGAGCCUUCUGGAUGCGAUGAUGGUAUGCAGGUCAGGGCCGGAGUCUUCGAGGUUCGCUCUUGUCUUCCACCAAAGCGACUGCGAGGAUGUCACCAGGUCGACGUAAGAGAGGCUAGACGCUCUUUGUUAGGACCGCAACAUAUAUUUCUCGGUGGACAAGCUUGCGGAUGAGUGUUUUUCGGGGGAGCACUGGCCACCGAAAUAGAUCUGUAUAAGGUAGCGCGAGCUAUUCGGGUGAGCUUACUUGUGGUGUAUGCCUACAACGAUCUACACAUACACAUCGAUGAAUACAUGCUUUCAGGUGAGUUCCCAAAUUGUCUUAUUCUUCGAUACAUUGCCUUCUGCGUCCUUCAUGUAAGCCUGACUCGGUUAGACCUCUUUCGAAGCAGCGCAACCACCCAAGAAGCCAUCACCAUCACGACCAAUACAGCCGCCAAGAUGGCCACGCUAUGCCUCUCCCAGAUACCGCUUAUGUCCGACGACGUUUUGGCCUGCGAGUAGGCAUGCCUCUCGUCCAGAGACCUGGAACCUGCCACUAAUAUGCGUGCUUGAUGAGAUAUCUGUCGAGAGCCUCAGGCGGUAUCCGGAGUCGUCCAAGUCCUUCGGUACAUGCCAGAGGUAUGUCAUGAUACCCAAGAAUUGGUAUUUGCACGAGAGAUCGAACCGCUCGAGGAUCAAUCCGUGACCAUUCGAUUCGUGGAAAGGUCCGCUGCCUUUCCAUAAAAGAAGGUCGCAUUCGUCGGCGCUGGGAAGGAUCGUUAGCGAGGUUACAUCUGCUAGCCAAAUCGAGACUUACGCAUCACUUCUCCAAUCACUGUGUCCGUGUCGUUGUGUUGUACAAGGUCAAGAGUGAAGAGCGUAGUAUCAUUGAAGGGCUGGUCAAGUGGGUGGCCAGGAGAUGGUCCUUCUUGCCAGUUGCCUCUGCAGUAGAUCCAUGAGAUCUCAGCAGGACCGUCCAGCUCGUAGACGUCGAUAUCUAGCAAGCUUGGGUUGAUGAAUGUGCCAGCAGUCCUGUUGUGCUGAGCAUCGAUGAACUCGAUUUUGCCAUCUAUUUCCACGGGAAAAGAACAGCGCUCCGACUGGACAUCGUUCACUUCGGUUCAGCGCGUAGGAAGGAGGCAUCGUCGACAUACCGCGCUAAGGUAAUAUUCGUCUUUCCCCUAUCGAUGCAAAAACAUCUCCUAGCAAAACCUUUAGAUUUUCAAUGGUGCAGCGAAACCCGAUUCUGGACUUUUUCGAACCCAUAAAGUCUCAUAUCCGACCGAAGGGGGAGGGGAAGCCACUUGAAAGAGAGCUAAAAGGCGUGGAUCAAAGUCUCUGUACCCAUCAGCUAGUUGUAACAUUUCCUUGAUCAGAUAAACGGAAGAUAUACAAGGGCAAUGAAUCGUCAUUCGCGGUCAUCCAGUAGUUUUGAACGCUUCACAUAAUCCUGAUACCGCCGGGCAGCCUACUUACAGCUUGAAGCACGUCAGACGCCUCCACUCCACUCCUAGGGCUUCAAAUAGACAGGUAGGUACUCGCGCCACGCACGUGACGGAUUUCUUUCAUGCGACGGGAUGCCUUCGUGAACUUCGUUUGAGAAUCGUUAAAAAAAAAGCGUAUCGAGCGCAAGCCGUCAGGUCUCCAGCAGCGGUUUGUUCUCUGAUCAUCGUUUCGGAAAAUCGAAAACUCUUCCUCUCCAGGCCAUAUUCGGAAGCGCCAAGUUGUCCUCGGCUCGACCAGAUAUCUGAGUUAUCUCCCGCAAAGAGAGAAUUCGAAUCGGCCAUCUGUCCUCCUGCUCCUCUUCUUCUUGUCAUCGUCUGGAAUCGCAGGCUCCUCGCUCGAUCCCAGCCACCCCUUCUCAUGCACAGAUACUACUCGUACACUUCAAGAAAGUAGCAAAAUACAUCUCCCCCAGCCACAGAUUACAAGUCUGGUUCGCAUUAUCCCUGACUUCCCAAAAACUCGCAUCGCCCGUGACUGGGACACAGUCGCCGACGUGAUCGCCUUGCUCGUUCCGCACCGUAUAGGCCAAAUCCGUCGCGUCGGCGCCGGAAGAUGUCUUCUCGAAGCUCAAGUUGCGCUCGCCGCAGAUUCCGCCUUCGGAGUGAGAGGAUGAUGCGCCGAGGAGGCCGAGGGAGGCGUUCAGAUGGUUGUUGUCUUCUGCGGAGACGAGGUGGUUGCAGUUGUAUGUGGUGUUGGGGUUGGAGCCGGACGAGAGGACUUGCGCGGCGUGGAAGCAGUUUUGGACGAUGAAGACGCCCAUGCAGGUUGUGCUGUUGGAGAUGUAGAAGUCCGCUGCGGCGUAGCUGGCGAGGAAUGUUGUGACGAGGAGAGUUGGAGGGAGAAACAUCGUGGGAUGUCGUUAAUUGUUUGGUAAUUUCUGAUUUUGACGACGAGGCUGAAGUAAGUAGUGAGCAAAAGAUAUCCGCCUACCUACUUCGCGCGACAGGACCGUGGCCUUAUCGCAUCUUCGCAACCGCCAGCCUCGUCGCUGGCCUCUGCAGCUUCCUGCGUGGUGGAGGCGCAUCCGGGCGUUCUGGUCCAGUUUAGCGAAUGAUGAACGGGAAGACUGCGGGCAAGGCUGAACUAUACCAAGAAAGCUUCCAUGCAGCGUCGAAUUGGAAAGGCUUAAAGUUCUCUGGAGCUCGCCUGACCCUUCAGCUGCACAGCCCAGACCGCUUUCAGGCUGUGUUGGAGAGACACUUUGAUCGUGUGGUCGGCCGUCACAGCUAUUGUGACAGCAUUGGCGGCACCAUAAACAGCGCCGACAUGGAGGACGAGUGUUUGGCGUACUUCUUCGGAGUCAACGAAAUGAGAUGUUGGUGAAGCGCAAGGCCGGCCAUGGAAAUGGCGAAGGGGACUCAGCUCGGCGUGGCUUUCAUCUCAGCCUUGUGCGCAAAGGUGGUGGAAAUUCGGCAGUUAGAACCAAUGUACUGCUUGGUAUCAUACUCUUUGUUCGAACAGAAUCAACUCAGCAGACGAGAUGCUUAUUCCAGAGUCUUGCUCUCGCCGAAAUGUUGCUCGCCUACUUUCUGUCCUCCCGCAAUUGGAAUUGCAUCAGGGUUCUCCUGCUUGCCUGGCUUGCCAGUGCUCUGCUUCGGCGGCUGCUCUUUCGAUUCAUAUGCCCUGGCAGGAUCUUGAGUCCCAGACUCCCUCGUGACAGACUGCUCGAGAUGGUUCUGGGGUAAAGUGUCGCUAUCCUGUCUCGCGUGCUCAUGGGGAUGCGCCGCAUCCUCUGUCGUGGCGCCGCUUCCAGAUCGCUUCGCCUGGCUCGUUGGAGGAUACUGCUGGACUCCUCGCUCGACGGCAGUGGGAGGGAGAACAGCAUCGAGGCUGUGGUUGGCCAGGCUUCCUGAUCUCGGGUGCGAAGGGUCGACACUUGAAGCGUCGCCAGUUCGCUGACCGACGAACUUGGCAUCAUCUCUCUGCAGCGUUUCUGUCUUUUUCAUCGCAGUCUCAGUAGCACCAGAUGCCGGCGGGACGCUACCAGGAGCUGGAGCGACGCCUUGGCCGGUGGCAGGACCUGAUCGUACACCAGCCUGAGCCUCCACCGCGGGCUGCGCGGGCUUGACCUUGCUCAGCAAUUCUCGCUCCACCGCGUCCUUCUCAUGCAUCGCUUCCGCGCUCUUCGCUGCCUCGACAGUCUGACCGGAAAUGACCUCGCUCGCCACGACCUUUGAUGGCACGCCAGUUGCGGCUCCACGCAAUCCUCUCUGUUUCUCCCGCUCCACGACUUCAAUCUGAGGUAACGUCUUUGGGCGAUGCUCGUAAGUUACGUCGGGCUCGGCACUGCUUUCGACUGUGCUUAAGGGCACAUUUCGCUCGGUCGGCCGUCCCGAGAUGUUAGCAGUGUUUGAGACUCCUUGCUGAGCGGGAUCGAGGCCCUGUUGCUUUUGCGCCGCGAUUUCGCUGAUGUAGUCUGUGCCUUCUCUAUGGACUGAGUAUGCGGAGGGAUCGUUGAGGUCUGAGUCGAGCAGUCAGAAAGGGUAGAAAGGACUUGUAUAGUGGAUGUGCUUACUUGGGGUGCUGACGGGCAUGCCUGCAGCUUGCACUUCCGCGUAGCUGGUCGGUUUGGGAGCUGAGAUCGAUGAAUAGCUGUCGUCAUUGCUGUUGGAGCCAGUCAAGGCAUCGAGGCUCUCUGCAACGUAGCUAAUGCCCUGCUUUGCAGUUUCCGCGGCGGCUUGGGCGGCCUGCUUCGCAGUGUCGGUUGCGCUGCUGGAGGCCAUGUCUUUCGGAAAUCUAUGAUGUUGUGAUGUGGACGGUACUCUUCCUGUGGUGUUGGGUUUCACAGAGAUGAAUGGAUAUGAUGGGAGCCAGAUCUUACCCAGUCACUUCCUAUAGAUAUACCCAACCUACCUUUCCUCUCCAGCAUUGAGCGCUCAUACUUGCAUCAUGGCAGCGAUGACGGCUAGCUCUUUGUCUAGCUCUUUGUCCUCGACAUCAGUGAUGCGCGCUGUGGCGACCCAUUGGGGACAGUGCUCGAGCACUAGAUCAUGCCCAAGAUGCCAAACAGGGUCGUGAAGACGGAUCCUUGUCUGAUGUCGCAACCCGGUGGGUCUCUCGAGAUGUCCAAGUGACCUCACUUCCAUCGUUCUACCGACCGUCCUCACGCUGAUCUCGUCUCGUCUCUUUCCGACGGGCUUCACGUAGCCGUUGUACAUGGUCGCAUCGCAGGGUGUGGUCGAGGGAGGGUGUGUUUGUUGUGUUUGGCUGGUGAUGACGGGAACUUUCGCGAUGGCGUCUUUCGAGAAGGCUUGGGAGGAGAUCGUCCAACGCUCUCAGUCUGGCGAGACCGACAUAUCAGGCCUUGAACAAACAAAUCUAGAAGGAUGAUCAAUCACGAGCGGCGUGAGUGGUGAGGAAGAGUAGAUACUACUACUGACCGCAGGGACGAAAGGGACGAAGGGGAAGGACGACGCCAGUCUGGAAUCCAGAAAGUCGUGGGACCUGACUCAGCUUUCACGGCCGCAGGGAUUGUGCUGCCAACGACAUGACCUCACUCUUGACAUUUUUACAUGGGAUGAAUCUAGUAUGUCCCAUUUGAAUGUCCUCAUCGCCAUCGUUCGUUAUGCCCACGCUCCUCAAGUACUACAGCAAAAGAACCGGCACAGAAUAGAGCAAAGCCGAUCCACCAACAGCACCACUCCAGCCCUUCCCAACGGGGAUCGCAGCGUUCUCCGGCGUGUCAUUCCCGUUAUUGUGAUUGUUACGCGCGAUCUAGUUCUCGAUCUUCUGCUCACCCUAGCGAGACUCCACCGACCCAUUCUUAGCAUUCAAAUCCCCCCGGAAACGCGACUUAACCCUCGCUCCAGAGAGAUUCCUCGCACUAGUCGAAGGCACAUUCGCCGAAAUAUCAAACCCAGGUUUCGAAGACGGAUGCCCAGUCGAAUCAUACACACAACCUCCAGUCCCCCAGAUCGAAUCGUAAGCAGCGGUCCAGACCAAACUCUGCAUCUUGAUGAUCGAACCCGUAUAGAAAAGUCGACGAUCCGCAGCUUCGUAGACACACUGCAGGGUGAAACUCUCAUCGCCCAUGCGGACAUUGUUUCGACCGUUCGCAUUUGCUUCGACGCCUUCAACGCCCACGGCAGCCCGCGUGAUCAUCUGCUCCGGCCUAGCGUUUUACUUUCUACACCUGGUCCAGUGCUCCCAUAAUAUCGACAGGAGGGUAUAGAUAGCCAUCUGGAGGAUCUUUCAAAUAAGCCAGCGUGCUCUGGAACUCAGCGAAUGUUCGAAGGCCAUCCAGCUGUAGUCGGUCACCCUGAUCGUCCAAGGGCACGGAUUGUAGACACUCGUAGGCCAGCGUAGCGUUCAGGAGCCCCUUCUCGCUCCUGAUACCAAUUCUCCUUCCCGAUCGAUCUGUAGCAUGGUAUCGUAAGCGGAAGACCGUGCGGACACUGCGAGCAGACAGAUAAAUCCCCCUCCUGAACAAGUCCCGCAAAUCGCUAAAAUCCCCCUGCGGCCUGCUAUACGGAAUUGACCCAUAUAUAUCAAUCAACUGCAGGUCACCUCAAGCUUAUGCGGUGCGAUGGUGAAGCUGCUAGCUAUCGUACCGUACGGCGUUCAGAGGACAUUUGGCUAACAACUUUCUGAACGCAGAUUUCGAACCUUCUAUCACUUCUUUUUUUGGCAUUUUUUCUGCGGACAUCAACUAAAUAGCAGUAAGUGGAAUCAAUUUUUUGGGGCCUCACUUGGGGAUACCAACUUUGCUACAGCCAUUUUUUGGUGAUGUUUCUGUAUGUCUCCCAAGAUUCUAUCGUUUUCCAUGGCUCCUUUUUGAAUUUUUGGUUCCCAUGAGGUCGAAUUGUACAUUUUUCGAGUGUACGGCCUCAGAAACGUCGAUAUCAUUGCGAAAAAUUGAUAUUUUGCCUCACUUAUACCUGCUCUUUGACAUCCCUGUUCACCCAGUGAAAUAUGUCCUCUUCUCCUGCCGUAAAAACGAUUGGGAAACACCUCAAUACACCCAAAAUAUCGUCCAGAACGGGGCACACGCGUCGCAGAGACGAAUUAAAGCCGCUCAUUUCCUCCAGAUCGUUCUCACGCGACGAUCAGGCGAGUUAAAAUUACGAUUCGAGUUGGAGAAGCAAGCGCCUCACCUGAGGAUGCUCCCCAACAUUUUUGCGAAGUUCUUACACCUCCGUGAAGAGCGCUAGAGAUUUUUGAGGGAAAUUUCAAGGCCUCAAAAUGUAGGCGCGACGGGGCGGAGGUCGGAUAUGAGAUUUCCGGUUUCCUUCGGAUCGUUUUUUUGGGCCGAAUAUGUGAGCUAUCGUUACCGUUCGAGUUGGAGGAGCAAGCACUUCACUUGGUGAUGCUCCUCAGCAUUUUUGCGAGAUUUUUACACCUCUGUUGAGAGAGCUAACGAAUUUUGAGGGAAAUACAGGGCUUCAAGUGCACGAACGAUGAGGCAGGCGGGGUGGAUGGGGCUGGAAAGUCUCCGGAAGUCGUUCGUAUGGGCUCAAUAGAUCACACUGAAUUGCGAUCUAAGUUGGAGGAGCAAGCGCUUCACCAGACGAUGCUCUUGAAAUUUUUUCGAUUGAAUGGAACAUCUGUGAAGCUCGCUAGCGAAUUUUAAUUGGAAAACUUGACUUCAGAGGGUGAGCAAUUGAUCCGAAAACCUACAGGGCUGACCCAUAUUGCUGCGGGACGUACUAAUGAGACGUGAAGGAAGACCAAAGGCUUCAAAAGUUCAGACGCGAUCAUCCUCACAAAGCCGCCGAGAGCGGCGCCAUCGACGACCAGGAUCGUCAAACAACAUACGAAUCCACGACGGAGAGCACCCUUUCCACUUUCUGGUCCCUUUGGAGACUUUUGCGAAGGGACGAUUUCCUUGUGGAACCUCCCAGCGAAUUGCAAAUUGAUAAGAGCUGGCAUAAAGGCGAAAGUAUCGAAAGAGCUCGGGAAAUCGGCCUGCUACAUCCACGAUGGAUGCUGGGUACAUGAUAAGGAAUACAAACUGAGUAAAAGAGACAAACACAAGACCUAAAGACCCUCCUCGAUGCUUCCGCGAUCAUUGCACAAUGUUAAGGGGAAGAAGUUCUGGAAACAAAACAAAAGAACACUACCUAAUGCAAAGAGCUCAUGCACGGAACGAAUCCUUUCUGCGGGCUUCAAAGACGCGCUGAGCACGGGGAUUGGAGCUGCAGUUGGAACUCCUGAACUUCGACCAGUCGCCCGACUCCGCUGUCUAUCGUCCUGCAAACAUCAGAGACUACCACAAGGUGCUAUAACUACCUUGAAAGAGGUACAGUGGUACUCCAACAUCGGCUUUUCUAGACAACAAGCGAAGAGGGAAAUGAGGUUGACUGUCUCGCGCCGAUCUCCCACGCGAGGAUGCAUGGACGCGCAGAAUCGUGGUCCGGGAUCGAGAGCAGUUGCACAGUCUAAUAAGUCGUACAGAUAUACCUCAGCAGCACGCUCCGCGGACCGCAAAGCAAUCAUCCGCGCACGGCACCAAGAAGCGCCUCACCGACACAAAGGAAUACUGUAUAUCUCAAACGCUCACACCAUCUCAGCUCCAGAUUCAAGAAACCUUUCGCCCCUUCACGUCCAUGACCGAUCCGAAGCGUCUCCAUGACCUUUGCCGCCUUUCCCAUAUACUCCGCGCAUAUGCCGCCAUCUCCAGAGACCACAAAUGACCCGAAAGUCUUCGCCCUCGAUCGAAAGCUUUCGGUGCCCCAGCCUCGCAAAGGUGCGAAGAAUCAACAUGGUAGCAGGCUUGGAAAGAGGCGAACCCACAAAGAUACCUAGCCCACAAGCCUUUGUCGAAGGUAGACCGUGGUGGUAGGGUGUAACUUAAGACGAACAACGCGUCGACGCGUCCAAUUCAGUCGCAACGCGUGCCCUAAGGCUGGAAGAUGAAUUGGCGGUCAUAUUACGAGUUGACCGUACGACAGACUGCCACAGGACAUGUGAUAACCCCAGAUAUGGCGAGAAUCUGAAUCACCAGACUUGCUUCUCGCAGCAACAGACGGGCGCGUGUAUUCGUGCUGUCAGGGUUCGCCACCAUCUACAUCAGCAGAGUCCAAGUCAAGACUCAAGAGCCAGGAUACAAGAGUUUGGGAGGCGGAUAUUGCAAGAAUAAUCCGGGGUAGCAGCAUGAGUUACGCCUGGACGUGGCUCUCUGUAUUUCUAGCCCCGCAACACGUUCGUCCCAGAGGGCUGCUGUGCUUUUCCCUGAGUGCCAAAGUGGUAGGAGACGUACGCCGACGUCAAGAUGUCGAGCAGUAAAAUUGCCUGGAGGACAGCCGUUGCAUGGACACCUCAAGGGGCUCGCCGCCUGAACAAAACGUUCAAAACCCGAUCUCGCUUCUGUCUCGCUGGUGAAAGCCUUACGCGGCAGCAAGCGAAGCAUCAAAAUAUACAGAGAUCCCGGAAUGCCAUCGAAGGGACGUCGCCGCGGUGCAUAUUGAGCUUCUCGCGUACGUCCACACUGUCAUAUGAUGUGCCAACUCAUAUGUGUUUUAGAGGAUACGGCGCAGCCUGAUUCUUGCCGUCCUUCACUAUUGCUUCCUACGCUCAGGCUCAGCUACGAAGGCUCCGCGAAGUGUCACCAUCCUUGCACUUCAUCUAGACCGGCCAGUCUUCAUUGUACGAGCUCUGACAGCACUGAAGGGUCUUCUGAUGUUCGUUGGAAGUCUUGCCGGCAAUUCAGCACGCGUGGCUCGGCCACAAAGCAUCUUCAACCUGCACUCUGUUGUGCCAGUUCUUCGCAUCGCCACCGAAGGGGUCGUUCCGAGCAUAAGUGCCAGGGUAUCCAGAAAGACGAUCGAGCGAGCCUUCCAGUGAAUCACUUGGUGCCUCCGGGCUGCGCGUCGUGGCGAGCGUCGUACAUUGCAAGCACUCUGUAGGAGACACUCUCAGUCUUCCAUUGAAAAACGACGCAAAGCUUACUAACGCAAAUGAAGAGGUCCAAUCUUGAUAGUCUCCUAGCCACGUCGAUAUGGAGCCUGAGCGAGUUGAUGGAUGGCAAGGUAGCUUGGAACAACGCAGUAAGCGUUUUCAGCUUGAUGGCGUUCAACUGAUAGUUGUGCAUGGAUAUUACCCGUGUGCGGCUAUGAUUCGCGAGUACAUGACUGAGUAGGGAGACGGACCUCAAUCGUAGUACUCUCGACAACAAUCCGCCGUCGAGGAGAAGCGCGACGGAGCGUAUUGCGGUGUAGCAAUGCAGACGGACCGCACACAGCCUCCCCUACCUUCGGGAGGUGCGGCCAUACAAAUUUUGAGCAGGGGGAGAGGUAAAUCGCAGGCCGAAUGGCUUCUGGUUGACUGCGGUGAGCAAAUGGCGGCGAUGAGUGACGCCCGGCAGAAGAAACCCCGAGAUACAACGGGAGUCAAUGCAAUGCCUUUGGUCAUAAGCUCUGCGACACUUAGCCAAGAAGAUGCAUCAGGAACUAGUCCUGCGGUUAGCUCGUGAAAACUGCUGCAUACAUUCCUCAAUAGCGCGCCGUCUCUUGCGCCGUUUACUUGCCUUCUCACUCCAGUGACUCGCAAAGCUGCUUGCGCUCGGACAGUAAGAGUGAACUAAUCCACUUCUCCUCCUGACGCUUUCCAGCUGCUCCCUCCGCCAGUGACCAAAUAAGAGUCACUCGACGAAAGCCGGACCAUCAAGUCUUUUCUAUCCCUUCCUAUUUGGCCCAGAUAACAGCCGCGCAUCUGGAAAGAUCCUAGGAUUUGAGUCUGCAACACGGCUCGAAAGACGAAGAUGGAGGUGCAUCCGUGUGUGGUGGCUGCUGUCUAAGGUCGUUGCUGUCUGCUGUUUGUGGGUCGGCUUGCCAUCUGUUCGUGGAAGAAGAAAUGACUGCUAGGGGAACCGUGGGACCUAGCGAAGCCUUGGGCGCUGGCUGCAUGGUGUUGGGGAGUGCACCGGUAGGAGCUGACUGAGCAGCUGCGGCGUUAGGGGGCGCACUGAAAGGUGCCACCCACUUACCGUCGGCGAGGCGACCUGCGACUCAAGUCUUCUGGGCGCGGUAGCUUGGUGCGUUGCUCGGCAAGUAUGUCCGCCUCUGCUGCGUCCGAGGCCUCCUUGCACUAGCGGGCCUAGUUGCUAUUGUGUGGGGUGAGGGUUGUGAGUAGGACGUCGUUCUGCAAGUCUUGGAGCACUGCAGCCUUGGCUUCCGCUACCGCUUGAAGGAGGCUAGGGGCGAGGGUCCUGUCGGCUUGAAGGACUGGGAGGACGACGGCAAGCGAAGGAUAAUGUCGCUCUAGCUUAGAGAGGUGUUCGAAUCGGCUUUCGAACAUCUGGGUAGAGAGCUGGGUGAUCCCAGGGCCGUUGGUAGCGAAGGAGUAUGCGUCUUGGUCGUAGUCGCUAUCGUCAUCCAAGCGGUCUUGCGUUAGUGCGACAACCUUUUAGAAGUCGAACAAGUCGGGUUGCAGCUGCAGUAUCUUCCAGGCGAGAAGGGUAGCAAGGACGUUUGUUGCUCGUAGUAGGUAGUAGGCUUCCCUGAUAUACCUAGCGGGACUGGUAGCCAGGUCUAUGACCAGAUCUGGUCCUUGAUAGACAGGUAACUCCAUGGUAUCUACCUAUACCUGGAACCAUUCAGAAUACCUAACACUAUUAGUAGUGUCCAGCUGUUUCCGUAAUCGCACAACGAAGAAAACAAUCUUAUUAAACUCGGGAUCGCUCGACAUUCAACGCCUGCUUCUUCUCAUGACUCAAAAAGUCUUCUGGUAUAGCCUUUCUGAGCCGCAGCGCUGAUAAGGCAGUGACCAAGGAAUCGGUCAGCGCUGAAUAUCUCCUUGAGUCAGGUGUUGUAGUGAAACAGUAUAUGGCGGGACACCGAAACUCUCUUGUGCAUGUUGAAUCUCUUGACUCCAAUUGAAAAGACGCUCUGGUGUGAUCUCCUACUCGUUGACCGUCAACUCUUUUGCCACUCCUGUCUCCAGUCACUACAGUGGAACGGCUUGAAGAAGGACUGUGGGGGUGAAGCUGGGACAACAUGGUCGCCUUCCAUCUCGGGGGUUGUAAGACUGUGUCGAUGGGCCCGUGGAGAGAGAGUUGAUGCCUUCUUCGCAGGUCAAGUCGAGGUGUGACGCGUCUGUCUUGCUGCCCCUGCUACACGCUUCCACAGGCAAACCCUGCAUCUGCGCUAUGGAGUAUGUCUGUUCGUUCUGCCUUCUCUUGAGCUAUGCUCCUGAUAGAUCGUUCGAAGGAAGAAGUAGCCUCGUUCGAUCUCCAAAGUCGUAGAGGCGUGUCGUUCCAUAUUGAGGGGCUAAGGGUGAGACGCUGCGUACACAAUGCUGUCGCGUUCAUUCUCAAAGGCGAUAGGUCGUUUCUGUUGCUGCAGACGCGCAGAGCGGAAAGUGAGGUAAUCACUGGGUGAUGGCGAUCGGUCGGUUCUCAGCGCCUGCGUCUUCUCCUGCACCAAACCGUCUUAUCACGCCGUCCUCUUUCGUGUGUGUGCUAACGAUACCAUCGCUAUAGAUCCGGCAAGCACUGGACGUCUAUCGUUCAAAUAAGCACUCGGCGAGAGGCGAGGGGGCUGCUGAGCUGCUCGUGGCCACAGGUUGGGGUUCGCGUCUUUUCAGGUAGCGGAUGAACUGUCGAGCCUGGCGGAAGCGACGCGUCUGGAUUCAAGAAAGCUGGGUAUUCUUGCUCUUGCAGGCGCAAAGAUAGGGCGAUGGAGAUCCCGUCUCCGGUCGCACGUCAGCGUUGGUGUCCGCAAAAUGCGAGCAGAUGUCUCUCGAUCCUUCUCAGAUGUCGCUGUAGUGCCGGCGUCGGCGCAGCCGACUUCGAAGACAGGCAUUGUUUGCUUGUGAUCAACCCAGGCAAAGGGGGAAAUGAAAUUGCCUCCUUUUCUGCACAAUCAACUUUCGUGAUAUCGCGCGCGAAAAAGGCGCCGCUCCGCUUCGUCCUCUUGAGCUGCUACUCUCACAGAAUGCUCACGACAAACUGCAGAGAGACGCGUCUGUGUUGUUACUGGUGCUGGCGCGAGCGGAACAGGUGAAGUCGUCAAUUCUGCUGUGUCACUGCUCGUGGGUUCGUGUGCCGCGGAUUUGCGUGAUCUCUUCCCUCUCGUGAGUCGCUGCUCUUGCUGCAUGUUCGUGACCGACUUCAAAGACGCUGACCUGCCGGGGUCGUCGACGCGAGGCAACUAGGGGACAUGGUCCUUGUAAGCGGUCCUCGGUGAAUCGGUGAUGUUUGUGUUGUGGAGGGUGACCAAAGGGCCGUUCGCCAUCUUAUGAGCGGGUUGCUUGAAUGAGAGUCUCCCGGCACCGUGCUAGCCAGCCGCCGGCAAGGCUGUGCUGACGCUGUUGCUCGUGGUUCCAAUGAACGCGUAAAUAUUCGAACCCUGGGCGAAAUCAAUCACUCUCCUACGAGCUGCUGGAAGGGGCGCCGAUGCAUCUCAUCUGUAUGGAGGCGAAGCGAGGCAGACGCGUGCUCGUCGUCCGCGUGACUGUCCGUCCAAAAGGCCACCUCCUCGUACAUUUUCGACUCCUUCCCAAUUCGGCCACUGGCGAAAAAAAAUCAAAAAGUGCGCGCGCGCGCAAUGGAUCAACACGUCGUUAGCAACUGGAGCCCAAAACCAAGGGCGAACGAUUGCUAUCGUUUCCGACAUACAUAGAACGAAACAAGAUCAAAAAAAAGAAGUCAUCUGCGGAGGCAGGUAUUGUGGCGAGAUGAACUCGCUGAAAUUGUGAAUGCUCCUAUUCGAUGUUAGUAAAAUCGUCCACUCAAAGUGGAUCUCAUUCCAAGCACGCCGACUCAGAAUUGCACCACUCGCCCAGCAGAGCACUCGCAGCUAGUGGUGCUGGGCGAGGGACACAUGAAAAUUACCCCCUAUAUACCUUAACACAAGCCGCAGGAGCUCAGAGUACUCACCAUUCCCCACGCAUUGCUGCGGCUCAAACAAUUCGUUUCCCGAGCGUCUCAGGCAUGAGGAGGCACAAUAGGCUAAUCUCAUCGUGCACGCCAGUUCGGAGACGGGUCGCCUGCCGGAGGUGGACGGGCAAGCGGCAAGCCGGGUGAGCAGUGAGAAGUGACUCUUUUCCAUUUCUCUCCCUCGUCCCAACAUCGUCAGAUCAUCACCACCUCUACGCGUCGCAUCGAUCUUUCUACGGUAUUACCAGCCACGGACGCGUCUCCCUGACAGAGAAUCCAUCUCAGGCAUUGGCGAGCCGCGCAGCAUCUCAGGAGACGCCCAUCUACACGCAGCUACGCGCUGACUCCCCACUGCCAGAUCCAACACCUUUAACACGGCGGCCAUCCAAGCGGCGAUCCCAGACUCAGUGCAGAUGAGGUAGCCACGGAAACUAUCUAUCAUCCCGUAAUAGAAGGCCUCGCCUGCGUGUGUGUCGGCCCUUCGAGGAAGUAGAUCAGCACACUCGCAAGAGCACUGAGAAGGACAAGCGCGUGCGGAAGGCCUUGUCGCGACGGACCGUUAGCACAUGGACAAGAGGAGGACGGUCCUGCAUCCGAGCGUCUUGCGGAAUGCUCGCCUUAACUACUGGAUAGCGUCCAAUGUCACGCGUCAGGAAGCAAGUCCGCCGUACCUCCUUGUCCCUCGAAGCAGGUGGACUAUCAUCAGGUCGGUCACCCUCACCUCAAGCCGCGCGAGUGUCGCCGCGCGUCUGAGGAGUGAGGAGCCCGAUUUCGAGCAUGCGUAUAGAGCACCCUCUGCUUCCUACGGGACAGAUCGUGCCUCCGUCUUCCUCGUGGCCCUCCUCGGGAUUGGAAGCCCCCGGGACUCCAGUGUUCUAGGAGACAGGGAACAGCAGGUUUUGCCGCACCACGAGAUCACCUUGUCAUCCCAUCAUCAGUUCUGAUUGCGGAUACAGUGUGGCAGAGGUUUCCAGAAACAGUACUUACCCUGCACGCGAAGUUGCUUCCUGAGCCCUGAACGACGCUGCAGGCUUCGGCGUCCUAGACGGAGAACAAAGAUCCAGAAAAAACACAUCUCUUUCUCGGCCCAGCAAACAUUCUGCAAGGGGCACGCCAGCCUCUAUCGCCAACGGGAUCCACUAUAAACGGGAAAGGAGCUUCUCAAGGCUUUGAGGUCUCUGUUCACAAUGUACUUCACUCGCACCAGCGGGAACGCAGGAGCCACGGGCGGAUGUCUAAGGAAUAUGAGACAUCCACGGAACUGAAGCGAAGGAAGCAAACAUUGCAGGACCGGGAAGACAGUGAUAUAGAGACAAAAGUCACGAAAGAGCGACGACGAUAUGAGAGUGAGGUGCUGCUCCCCGACUUCCACUGGGACGGACUUGGCCCAUCUGGGACUACCGUCGACGCAAAGGAUCUAGCGUCGUUGCAUGAUCCCGGCUGUGUGCAUGGAGAUCAGCGCUAUUUUAAGCCUCUUAUGUUGGCAGGGAAAGCUUGUCACAACCUUUGAUCUGUUUCUUCUUCUUCAUGCGGUGCAAUCUGACGGACAACAGGAAGUUCAAGGUGACGGACGUUCUUGGUCAGCAAGCGAGAGAGAAGCGUUCAGUGCAGCAGCCGUGGCAUCCUUCCAUCGCCCGUCGCAUUCUCAGGAACGACCAAACACAACUGUGCAGAUCGGAAAUCGCGGUCCGGCAUCAGAUGAUCCCCCAUGCAUUCUGGAAAGGACGACGUCGAAAUGACAACGAUGACAGCGCCUGCCGCUGAUGUUCCAUCGGAUGGUCAGUCCACUAGCACAGCAGGAACUUUGUUAGAUCCAAUCAACGGGCAAGAGAGCAGCAGUCAGGUCAUGAGAAUAUCAGAUACGUGCACACUUCGAUUGUUUCCACCCCUCACUCGGGAUGGCCUUGGCCAUAACUCUUUUGCUUGACUUACAGCGUUUCUCUGAAUAUGGCUGUACUGCCUAUCGAAGGAGUAUUUGCCCUGUACUCUGGCGGCGAUUGCAUCAGGCGACCUGGUGCUGACUGUUUGUGCUCUAGCAAAGCCGUGAAGCAGCUUCAAGUCGAGAUCCAGCUGAUGAAAAGCCGCUCCAGCGAGGACGCGAUUACGGUCCUGGACAUGAUGGUCCUGCCAAAACCAAUGACAACUCCGCACCCUACAGUACUACUGAGACACGUCUUCCACGUAUUCGACCUGCUUAUGGUCAAUUAUUCCGUCCAGGAGACCCAAGACGUUUAGUGAUACCACGAAAGCCAUCCUGCUAAGCCCACGAGACGUUCAUUCUGGUACUGCUCUCGGCCAAGGACGCCGUCGCAAGGGAGCGAGCAAGCUUGGCUCUUCGUUGAGCUUACAAGCCAUCGCUUCCCGACCGAUUUCGAAAUCGAAAACGCCAUCAAUCGGAAUUCAAACUCUUGUGUGUGUGCCUUAUCUUCUAACUUCCAUUUGGAAGGUUCGCAAAGGUGACGAUGGUUUCCUGCUGAACAUUUGAAGUGCCACUGAAUUGUUAUUCCUCUUGACUAGGCUGCGAGACGAAGUCUUUGCUAAUAUACAAGCUUCCGCCGGCUACAAUGCGCGGGCUACACAACCGAUCGGUUUAUGCGAAGCACUACGACAAUUUCAUACUACUUCUAAGGCAGAGUAACCGAGCUGAUCGCUCAGUCAAUCCACGGGCAGACGAGGACAAAUCUAAUAAACAUGAAGCAGGAACCCACGGAGAUGCAUCUACUAGUAGCUCGCGUCUCCGACAUCAACAAGGUCCUGUCCGCGUGGCAGAGAGACUUGCGGCGUCUCCAGCAUGGCAUCGGAUCAAAUUCAGCUCGUCAAGAUGUGCUCUAAAGCAAAGUUCGCAGCCAAGGCGAGGGCUACCUCUUGCUCCGACGUCCACUACACCACUGAUCAGCGAGCAUCAUACCCGGAUAUACAUCCCGAUAGCUAGUAGCGCAUGUCGCGAGGCCGAGCCACGUGAAAGAGUCGACCAAAUCUCUCCCAUGUCACCUGAUCUCGAAGGCGCUCAGCUGUAUGAAUUUCACGGCCACACGCCAGGAUCCAGCCUUCAAAACAAAUGCGCUCAAUUUCGGUGACACCAAACAGGGCGUCGAACCUGGCUGGUAUAAAGCGCUUUAUGGAAUCUAGAGACUGAAUCAUCUCAGACUCAAGCGCAUCUCAAGCCGAUUUCCUUUUUGCCUUCGUCGUCAACAAUCAACGUCUACGCGUCAAUCUAUCGGGAACAGUCGUUCUGACCUCAAAAGACCCAAUCUUGCACACAAAUCUUCUCACUACCAUAAUCAUGUUCUCCCAAUUCCUCGCAUCCACUCUUGCCAGCAGCGCGUCCACCCUCGCCCUCCCCAACGGCCAAGGCCAACAAUCCCAAACCGCCAUCGCCUACCAAACGGGCCCCGGCGUCAACGACACGGUCAACACGUUCAACUUCCUGAACUGGAACAGCAACAUGGCCCUCCCCAAGAUCUUUGCCACUUCCAUCUGGGCGGCAGGCGGAAACGCCGCCGCCGCCGACGUGAAUGGAUACAUGAUGUGAAAUUCAAUGCGCCGCGUAACGACUUGGCGACGAAUGCGGUGCAAGUCGCAUGGAUUUGUUGCGGGGAUUGCGGUGCGCUUGCGAGUGGUACGAGGACGAGUACUGCUGCGCGGCUUGUUGGGACGGGGAAUGCGACGAUGACGACGACGAAUGCGACGACUCCUCCCUCGAGGACGCCUACUGCCAUGGGAUCGGGAAUUUCGAAUGCGGCGGCUGGAAGCAGGUCCUUCACUUCGGCGGGCGUGAUAUUGGUUGGUGGUGUUGCGACGGUCUUUCCCGGUUUCUAGACCGCGGGGGUUGAGGAUUGUGGUAUCAUUGCGUUUUGCGGCCGGUUCAUGGGAUUGCAUUGCGUGGUAUUGGGAUUCGCGACAGAUCGUUUGGCGUCAGGUCUGCUUGCUAUGAGUGUAUGGUGGUGAUCAACACUGCGCGAUAGUCUAAGAUCUGUCUCACCGAACUCACCCCUUCUGUGUUCUCGGCUCUUGGUGGCUCUUUCGUGUGUUCGAUGCAUCAGGACUGGUGUCCCCAGUUGAUGUCGAUCCGGUUCGGAGAGACUUCGAUGGGUGGUGCCUCUGCUAAGACUUCUCCGAGAGCACGAGCACAUCAUGUUCUGAGUAUGCUUUGCCAUUCGUGACAUGCUCACCUAUACCAAAAUAUCCAGACCAUCAGACGUGCAACAUGGACGCUGAACCGUACAAUUCCGGACCGUACAAUUCCGGACAGCGGAGCAGAUAUGGGGUAUUUGAGGUGAAGCGAUGAUAACUUCGCUUUCACAGCUGUUACCGCUGACGACUUUUGGCGGGGAGCUCGGGGCAAGUUAGGUACAUGUACGUAAGCGCCUGCCAAGGGAUUUCGUCGCGUUUUGCCGUGCGCUGUCUUUUACUCCUCCCUCCAAAUCGACACGAGUUAUCAACACUCACCAAGAAGGGCGCGCGCGUGUCGAAUCUGCCCAAUUCAUUCAAUAUUGUUGUUGCCGUCUUCUGCACUUGUUGAUUAUUUGCCAUUGUCCCUUUCAUCUCCCACCGACCGAGCGCCGUCGUCGUCGUCGUCCGCGCCGAGAUGCCGCGCCCGCCGGACCUCUACACGCACGCGCAGUUCGAGAGCGUGGCCAGCGACCACCAGGGCGAGACGGUGCAGUGCGUGCACUGCCGCAACUGGACGGGGUCGGUCAAGACGCUGAACCGCAAGAAGGCGCAUCUCCUGAACUGCACGCAGUAUGCGCAGUGGCGGGCGGCGGGAAAUGGACAGGACCUGGCGCCCCCUAACAAGUACAAUAAGCGGGAUUCCUCGACGCUAAACGCGUGGGACCGCGGAGAGGCCGGGUACGUUUCCUACCGACCCCGACGCGAAUUACCCUGCAUCGCCCAAAUCAACGCUGACAACGAUGCAUAUCUCGUGCAGCGCCGUCAACCCAUACCUCUACUCCUCGCCAUAUGGCGGCGGCGGCGGCGGCGGCGGCGGCAACGAGCAACAACCGCAGACCAUGAUCCGCGGUCGCAAUCUCGGUAUCUUCAUCUCCCCGUCAAUACCACACGAUCUCACACCUUACUGACAUGCGAUACAGAUAUUACCAAGGUCACCAUGCACUCUGAUCCAACCUAAUCCUUCCCCUCCCUGCUAACCUCGCGUAGUACUUCGACGAGUUCUACGACAACGAUUCCGCUCAGAAGGUGAGUAAGCUCCUAUUUCGUCUAUACAACAAUCCAUACAAGAUCCAAAGUCAAUGCGAAGUCCGUGUCACGCUCGCACAUGCUGCGUGGGAUGAGAGCGACUUGAUAUACCUACACACAUUACAUCGUCCUGCCAUCGACAACUUACUGACUGCGGAUAACAGUGCAUGCGCGUGCGAUGCCUGUCAUGCGGCUUCGUGCGAGCCAAGAACACGACCCGACAAGUCGAGCACCUCGGGGAUUGCCAGCCCUUCCUCGCCUCGACCGAAGGCCAACAGGCCCUCGCCAACGGAGAGCUCGAGCUUGCCGCGGCUGGCGGUAUGGGACGUCCAUCUUUUGGAAAUCCUGCCGGCGGAAACGACAUCUGGCGUGGCAGUGCCCCCAAUCCGAAUAUCGCUGUCGGCGCCCCGGGUAAUCAAUCACGACCUGCCAACGGUGUCUUCGCAAACACACCAAACAGCCGGAUGGGCCCGCCACCACGGCCUGCGCCCUCCCUCGCGUCCCAUCUGUUGAAUAAGUGGCCGGACAAGCUCAGCAAAGCAACGCAGCAGCAGUUCCUAUCACAUGCUGGCUGCGGCACUCUGUCGGCUGGUGCCCUCUCGAACUGGCUCGGUCAGAACAGUCACAUCUCGCGCGCCAUGAUCGGCUUCAUUGGCUCCCUCAUCGGCAAAGUGAGGCUCCCAGAGACACCAAACAGCAAGCAAAACACCCAAUACCGCGCACUCGACCUCCUCAUCUCCACCAUCAGCAACCUCAGAAAAGAACUCGAUUUCAUUGAGUCCACGAAGCGCAAAUACGGCAUCAAGACCGAUGGAGAGCCGCCGUCUCCCAUCACCAAGGCGUACGUCGAUCUUCUCGCAAGCGUAUCGGACCCACGAGCGAGCUUGCUCGAAGGCAUGGUGGCACUCUGGGUCACUGAGCACGUGAGUUCUCCAUUCGUCUUUGUUCGUCACGCGCCUCACUGACUCAACGACAGUGCUACUGCGUUUCCUGGCAAUACGCUUCCACAUUUGCAAACACCGUCCCCUCCUCCAACUACUCCGUCCCUUCCUACCUCACACACAACAGCAUGGACCCUUACGGCAACGGCCCCCAAACUGCACGCACCAACACCGGAAACGACCAACACGUCGCCGCACUGCAAGAAGCCCUGAUCCCGAAUUGGACCUCACGCGAAUUCAGCAAAUUCGUCGACGCCUGCCGCGCCAUUGUCGACGAGCUCGCCAACGCAGAAACAACCGGCAGCGGUCGCGAGCAACUGACUCGCUGCGAACUGCAAUACCAACAGGUCAUUUUCCUGUGGGAGCGCAUCUGGCCCGAAGUCGACGGCAUGGGCGAGGAGAAUGAGCUGGCCGAUGACUCUGUACGGGAUUCGACGUCUCAAGACCCCGCUCGGCCCGCAUCGAGCGGCAUGUCAGGUCCUCCCGCCACCAACAACAACACGAAUCAAGCACCCGGCGGAAAGACCGAAACCAUCGAAAUCGACGACGACGAUGACGAAGAAGAGGAAGAAGGAGCAUCACGAGACCAGGACGCACCGAUGGAUCCGGCAGACUCUCCGUAUGGAGGAACCGGCCUGGGUGUCAUUGCGGCUGCCAAUCAGGCAGGCUGAUCACCUCCUACAUGCCCUAUCGAAUACAUUGUGUACAGAACCGCACAAUUCUCCUUAGAUGGAUGGAUGAAGCACAGACAGAAACACGUUGUAACACGACGGAGAAAGAUGGAACUGGUAUGAAUCCUCUAUAUUACAUCACAUCACAUCGACAGCGUAUGGUCCCCCGCUUUGCUUCUUUUUUUUUUCUCCUUUCGGGGCAAAGCACGCACGCGUCAUAAUACCCCGGAAAGGAAACUGCUGUAGUAUAAUCUUCCAUACCGCUGUCAAAUGUACAGUAGUACACUUCAUCCUGUCCCUCCCCCAUACCCGUCCCAACACACUCUCUCAUCCAGAACCCCUUUCUCUGCCCACUUUUCCUUUCCAUUUCCAUUUCCAUUCCCUUCUUUUCCGAUCGGCCUGCAGGUCCAAAUUUGUCCCUCUGGAGCGGACUUUUGCGCGUAAUGCCCCAUUCUAGGCCCGCUACAUCGCGCGCGCGCGGGGUCCUGUUCGGAUUUCUAGAUAUCUGGAGAUCUGGAGAUUUGAACAAUCUUUUCUUCGGACUUGGAGAGGAAGACAUGGUGUCGCACUCACUGGAACUGGAAUUCCGCGUAGCUGAAAGAAGAUGGGGGUUCGUCUUGUCUUGUCUUGUCUUGUCUUUUCGGAGCAUGCUAAUUUUCUCGACACAUAAACCUUUCCAAUUGAAAAUGGAAAAGGAAGUAGAGACCGUUUUCUCCUUCUCCUUCUGUCUGUCUUAUCGCUAUCGUUAUCUGACGAAUGAAUCGGGUUCCUGUAUAAGAAGAGAGAAGAAAAGAGAGAGAGAGAAACAUUUCAAUUUCUGAGACUUAUUAAGAUAUCAGAGGAUUUGGGAAGGAAUGUUACGAAGCUGGCCAGUUUUGGAGUGCGUGUCAAAGAUUCCUUACCCUUUAAGAAAGAGAAUUGGAUGGAAAUUGAAAGUGUGGCAUGUCGCUCGCUCAGGGCAUCUGAAUCAGUUUUUUCGACCUCGACAACGGUCUAUCUAUACUGAUUCAUUCGCUGGUUACGGCGGGGCGGGUGGAUACGGGUGGCCUUGCUCGGUUUGAUGCUGAGGUCGGGGAGUAGUUUUAACAAAGCCGUCUCGUGGAUUUUCGGAUACCAACCAUGGACCACACGUAUCAUGAGUGCUUCUGUAGGGCAAGGCUCUUCCUCCCGGCCAGCCCGAACGUCGUAGGCAUGCAAGGCCAUCUAGGAUUCCUAAUCGAGGCGGCAAGUCGAUCCAGGAAUGGGAUGUAGUAGUGGCAAGAGCAGAGCAGAGUCCUCCUGCGAGAGUCGAGGCUCGAUGCUCCCAGUAGUAGAUCUGGCUCGCAGACGUGCGCGAGGUCAGCAUACGAGUAGGUAGCGCUGUCACGAGCGGCGUAGUUCAUGUGGUCAUCAGAAUAACCAUACCGCUCGCUGUGCCCCCAAGAAAAGGACACUCGGAUUUCUCAUCCUUAUUUAUAACCAGCCAGCCAGCCAGCCAGCCAGUCGGUGCUUAUCAUCCGCGAGCAGCGCAACGAAGUCAGAAAAUAGGAUAGAAUCCAAAAAUCUCCCGCGCGAGGUUCUCUAGUACCGUACGAAGAUGAAAAUCUCCCCGAUCAAACCCAUUGCAAGUUUCCAUCCGUCCGGGUGUGGUUGACAGGUAUUACAUAGGGACGCAUUAUCAUCACCAGCUUCCACGCAUUCCGCAUGCGAUACAAAUGGGAAAGGAAAGGGAAAGUGACAUUAUUGUUUCCCAUCGUUCUGUUCCGUUCGUCGUCGUCGUCUUCGGCAUCUGCGCAGCUGAUCCAAGCUAGAGGCCUAUCUGCCGUGCGGUGGACAUCCGCCAUCGUGGGGAUCUGAAAUUCGGUUUCUUUCGCGCUCACUUGAUCGAUCGAGACAAAGUGCAUCGAUCGAUCCAGACCGUAUGAGGCUGAUGCACGUAUUUCAAGCGCCGGAAGCCAUCGACUACGGAUGACGGUACAUGCAUGGGGGUGUUGACCGCCCAACAUGAUCAUGAACGCUCUCUUCGCCAGCCUGGUCGCAACCGUACAUAUGAUUCUGCUUCGCAUGGUAUGUGCCUCAAAUAUUACGGGCAUUCCAUUCGCAGCAACAACCCGACAAGAGCAGACUACACGACGUUGCAUUCCUGCAUAUGCGACUCAACGGACGGUGAUGUCUCCGUCAAACCAACCUAGACCGUGAUCGAUAGUUGCUGAAAGGAAAAAAAAAAAACUUAUGUUCUUUAUGCAGAAUUUCUCGCAUGCCUUCAAGCACAUGCAUGAAUCCAACCCAUUGCAAUUCCAGGAUUCGUAUGAGAUGUACAUGUCGUCCGGUACCCCGCCUUGGCAACACGUUCUCCAAGAUUUUUUCAAAUAUAGCUCUCGAUCGAUGUCAAAGCACGCGUUUUGAAAUCGAUGGCGCGCGAAUCCGAAGCGUGUGUCUGCCACAAGACCGUCGUCGUCGCCUCAGACUCCGGAUUUAUCUCGAGGAUUUCCGCGAAGUUCUCCGCCGCUUGGGAUGCAGUGCCCUGGAGUGUAAGUAUGAGGCUUCGAACGUUGGCUUCGAGGAGGUCACCUAGGUUAGGUCAGGAUAAGGAUAAGGAUGAGGAAAGGGAGGACUAAAAGUUGUAUUAACUGGCAUCUUUCAGCUUAGGCGGAUAUUUACCCCCAGUGGACGUCGGGGUGAGUCUCUGAUUUUCGAGAGCCAUAUAUAUAUAUCGCGAAUGACAACACCACUACUCCUUACCCCUCCUCGGCGCAAAUACGCGAGCGAUGAAGCGUUCCACUCGAACCUCGAAGCUUUCACGGCUUUACAUGUAGGCGCACGCGUGCUCCAGACGCGUCAGUCAGGCAA